Plasmodium vinckei vinckei is the source of this 585-nucleotide messenger RNA. RefSeq names its product conserved Plasmodium protein, unknown function. The transcript is spliced from 4 exons. The record is from RefSeq and is a predicted model, not a curated record. Bases 1 to 585 code for a protein of 194 amino acids. Lineage: Eukaryota; Apicomplexa; Aconoidasida; Haemosporida; Plasmodiidae.
AUGGAUAUAAAUGUGACUGCGUUUAGACAACACUUCAUGCAGCAUACUAAUAUUCACCGGAUAAAAUGGUUUCGCAAAAACAUGACUAUCGAAUCUAUUCUAUUUAAAAACAACGGAUUUAAGGGCAAACAUAAAGAAAUCGAGAUUGAAUUGAUUUGCAAACUGAUAAUGAUCAAAUAUCCCUAUAUGCUGUAUCCCGGAACAGAUAAUAAUAAACCGUUUAAAAAAUAUAUUUUACAUUGUAGAAAGUUUUGGAGAUCCAACCAAAUAUUAUUGAAUAUGUUGUUAAAGUCAAUAAGCCCGAUUUUAUAUAAAUCUAUUCUUACAGGUUUGCAAAAUGAAAACUGUAACAAUGAAAUCGAAAACGAAUGCAAAGAGACUGUUGCUGCAUAUAACAAUGAAGAUCUUUUGAAAAUAUAUAAGAAAUUCGUAAAAUACAUUUUAACACUUAUUGGAACGAAAAGUACAGAGCUAGUCUUUACAGAAAUCUACAAUCAUGCAGAUAUAUCCGACUACUUUUCAUAUAUGAAUAAUAAACGCCACCGACAUAAUAUUUUAAAUUAUUAUAUUGAAUUAUUCAUUUAA